Molecule: messenger RNA, 1635 nt
Organism: Exophiala dermatitidis NIH/UT8656
Lineage: Eukaryota; Fungi; Ascomycota; Eurotiomycetes; Chaetothyriales; Herpotrichiellaceae
Exons: 2
Coding region: 1-1635 (544 amino acids)
Biological process (GO): positive regulation of transcription by RNA polymerase II
Cellular component (GO): nucleus
Molecular function (GO): DNA-binding transcription factor activity, RNA polymerase II-specific; zinc ion binding; transcription cis-regulatory region binding
Source: RefSeq, a predicted model, not a curated record
AUGGACUCAGCGAAGCCGAAAAGAACCAGACCUCCUCCUCGACUGCGAACAAAGACCGGCUGCUUGAAAUGCAGAGAGCGCCGGAAGAAGUGUGAUGAACGGCGGCCUGUUUGUUCAGCUUGUGAGAGACUACACAUUGAAUGCGUGUAUCGAAGACCAUCGAUCUCUUCUGCCGCCUCGCCUCAAAGCACGCGUUCCUCCCUGAGGUCUCAAUCGCCAGAGGCAGUGGUCAAAAGUCCAACCACUACCACCGCUGUGGCACCUCUUCAACGCACGUCUCUCUGGGUCCGUCCUGAAGGCAUCAAAACCGCACGGGACUGGAACAUCUUUCAAUACUGCUCAACGACGUACGUCCAAUUGUUGACGACGCCUGAUGCCACCUCUGAGUUUCGAGAUGUAUCAUUUGUUCUCUCUGCCGGCUUCGACGUCCCGUGGGUAAUGCAUGCCGCUCUGGCUCCGGCGGCACUGCACGCGUCCCAUGCUGCUCUCAUCCCCAAGGAGGAUGCUAUGGUCUACACGCAAAGCGCACUACAAGGGCUCCGGCAAGCAGCCCAGAAUUCGAGAAGUCAACCUGCUUCCAAAGAGUCGUUUCUUGCCGCAUCUCUCUUUCUCGGAAUCUUUGAGGAUUUCUAUUCUUCACCUUCGAGCCACAGCCUGACGCAUUAUCGAGCUAUCGCAUCGGUGCUGGAAGAGCAGGCGGCAGAUGUCCCCCGCUUUGAGAUAAGCCGCCUGUCCGUUUUCCACCGGACACUACUGGAUUCCGUCCUCUAUCAUUUUUCCACCAGGUUGAUCUUCGAAAAAGACAUUGAUGCCAUCUGCAGUGCCUUCCCUAACCAGACCGUAGCCAAAUACAUCGAAGCUCUCGAUACUGAUCGAAUGGAGGGCAAACAACAUGCAUCCAUCCUACCAGUUCUUGGGAAAACGCCACCAGCACUGUUCCUCCUGAUCUAUCAGAUCACCUGGCUGAGCCGACAGCUGCCAUUCAACUCCGGUCAUAAUUACACACUCGCACUGCGUUGCUUGACAGAGCUCGAUUUGCUACAGGAAACCUGCUCUAUCUUCAGCCCCGAGCAUCACGGCAUGGCCCAGACAACUACAAAGACCAGGACAAGCGACUCGGCAGUAGCAGGAAAGCUCUACUUCCUUGCUGCUCGCAUAUUCAUCGCCAAAGUACUCGAUCCGGACAGGGUGUCUAGUGCAUCCCCCGAGAUCAAAGCGCUCUUGAUGGAAGCCUUGGAAUUGCUCAAGGUGUACGAUGGUAGUGCUCCUUGUGGCCAGUUCAUCUGCUGGCCAAUAUUGAUCUUGGGCUGUGCCGCUUGUCCCAUGACCAUGUCAGAAGCGGGACUCACCAUAUCUGAUGCUCCUGACGAGAACCUUCGGUUAGAAAUGCGGAAGUUGAUCCAAAGUCAGCUCCUGCAAAUAUGGAAGGUCUCCUAUUCUGGCUACGUGAGACGGACAGCUGGCGCUCUCGAAAAGAUCUGGAAACUCCCCACAAUGCUGGUUCAGCCUUCCCUUGGCAGUAUUUCCGGGGAAUUGGAAGUGGAAUAUGACGGCCUUAAUGCUUUGAUCUCAAAAAACGGAGUGGGAACAGCCUUGCAAUGCACGACAAUAGCUAGGAAGUCGGACUAUAGCUGA